UAUUUAGCAUUUGUUUUUUAUACAGUCUUGUCUUUAUAUUUAUAUGCACAUAUACAUAAUUGUAUAGAAUACUAUAAACUAUGCAAUGAGUUUUGAUAAAACUGCAAUCGAAGAAGCCAAUAAGCAUCUACUUGCUUUAAGUCGAAGAGUCGUAGAACUUGAGGCACUUGCUGAGAGUCAAGCUGAGCAGUUGGAAAAAAUAAAUGCUGAAAACCAGGCAAAAAUUGACUUAAUCAUUCAGCAAAAAGAUGCAGAAAUUCAGAAGCAGAAUGCAUGGCUGCAGUCAACACAAACUGAAAUAAGAAGAUUAAGCAUUGAUGUAGUCAAUAAAGAUGUUACAAUAUCACAAUUGAAAGCAAAAUCAUUGAUUCUGGACAAAGCACUUAGGUAUAAAGGAGGAUUAGAAGGACUUUUAAACUGCUUUGCAGAGCUAGAAAAAUACAACACAGAAGCCUCUGGAAGCACAGUAAGUGUACCAACAAUGCCAAUAUCGAAUGUUCCCAAAAUUGACUCAGUUUUGAUCACGAAAAUUGAGAGUGGAGAUGGUGACAACAGCAGAGAGAGUUCAUUAUCAGAAGACAGUUUUUCAGAAACAGACGAAAAAAAUAUAAUUUGGACUCCAAAAUCUAGGACCCAACUUGAUGAUUUUCAGAAUUUGAAUGUUAAUGGUAGGAAGUCCUAUGUACCGCCUGCUAAAGUCCCCGGCGGAGCAGUCAAAAACGAUGCUGAUAUGGAGACAGAAACCGAGCAAACGUUAAAUAUUGAAGGUGCAUCAACAUCCCAAAAUUUUGAUGAAACACAAUUUAUGCCAUCUUAUGAGACACAACUCUAACUUUUUUGUAAAAACCAAGAACGCUGUUUUAUUUAUUUCUAUUGCCGUUUGAAGCAUGAUAAUUUUUUUAAAGUAAUGCCUUCCCUCUUGCUAGGAUUUUAUGUAUGUGCAAUCAUGUUUGGUGUACCUAGAUGUGAAUUAGCACUAAUAUAGAGAUGGACAGAGGCGUUUUUAAAAAGAUCCACCUGACAUUGUGUGCAGCAGUUGAAAGGCAUUUGUGGUAAUAUUUAUACAUAUAUUUAAUGAGAGUUUUUGUUGAUGCAUACCGGUACGGUAGUAUUUCAAGUAGAGAGCAAUAGCUUGCAAAGCUUUUCUUGUCUUCAGAAAUGUUCUUAUUCUUGGAAUAUUAAAGUGUUUUGGUGCUUUGUUUUCUGUUAUCAUGCAAUAAUAAUUUUUGUGUCUGAAGCAACAGCUUAUACUAAUUUUUUAUACUUCCAACCUGAAUCUUGUAGGUUUCGCUGCUUUAAGACCUUCCAAGGUAAGGUUCCUCAGGACACCUGUCACUCAAUUUAAGUAAGCUUUUUUGAUAUUUGCCUUUUCUGGUGAUGCCUUUAUAUUGUGUUGACUAAUAUUUGUUGAUUGAUUGAUAAGUGCGCUUUAAACAGUUAUACCAUUUCGUGAUUAGUUCUCUAUUUUUAUGCCCGGUUAUAAAAAAGUGCUUUAUGUAUAUACAUUCGAUAUGAAAUUCCUAUACCUGCAGUGAUAAAAUAUACUAGAAAGCCUUAUAUUACUUUUGUCCAUCAUUUCGAGACCACACUUAAAUACGCAGUGAACAACUGGCUGUGGAUGACCUGAACCGGGGUGGAAUUGCGUGGGCGAGUGUUUUUGCUUGAACAAAUAUCAUCCUAGCAAGCUGGUUAAUUUUAACAAGGUCAGGAAUUCGACUUCAAUAAAUGAGUGUUGCAUAAAUCAUGGAAGCUAAACAAAUUUGCACGAAAGUUGCCGUCAAAAAAGUACCGCAAGUGGUAGAUUUAUUAAAUAAAAUAUUUCGAAUAUUGAA
Molecule: messenger RNA, 1832 nt
Organism: Styela clava
Lineage: Eukaryota; Metazoa; Chordata; Ascidiacea; Stolidobranchia; Styelidae
Product: vimentin-type intermediate filament-associated coiled-coil protein-like
Source: RefSeq, a predicted model, not a curated record